Molecule: messenger RNA, 2016 nt
Organism: Ruditapes philippinarum (Manila clam)
Lineage: Eukaryota; Metazoa; Mollusca; Bivalvia; Venerida; Veneridae
Exons: 9
Coding region: 80-1384 (434 amino acids)
Biological process (GO): mitochondrial protein catabolic process; mitophagy by internal vacuole formation
Cellular component (GO): mitochondrial outer membrane
Source: RefSeq, a predicted model, not a curated record
AAUACGUUCACCCGUGAAAUUUAUAACGUUUAAAUGUGUUUCACUUCCUCGUUCAUUCAAAAAGAAAAUACCAGCCAAAAUGGGUAACAAUCAAUCCGAACACUCCCCUCAUCGGAGUGAACAAAGGUCAACAUUUUACACUCCAUCAACCGAAGGUGGUGAAAAGGAAAAUCAAUGUGAUGACGGCUUGCUUGAGACGGUGGAAACUGAAUUGGACCAUAUUAAUUCAACCAUUAAAGAAAUCAAAUGUAAAACUCCGGAUGAAAUUAAACAACAACUACAUACACUAUUGGUUGACACGGAAAAGAAAUUAAGACAUGUUAACAAUGAGAAAAAGAAAUGGCAUGUGAAAAAUCCCUUCAAACAUAAGGAAGCAAUUUGUUCUGAUAAUGAUUCGCAGCUAAAGGAGGAAAAUGUCAAGUUGAGACAAGAAAUAGAAAACUUAAAGAAGUUACGUUUAGAAAACAAGGAUAAACUUAUGGAGGAGGAAAUGAAAAAAGAGGAAUUGCUUCUGCGUAAGGUGGCGGACGAGAAAUCGACAAAAGACAACCCGGCAAUUCCUGAUUUUUCUGAUUCAAACCGACCAACUAAACUCGAUGAAGUUUACAGUGAACUUUACGACAACGAAUGGACGGACGCUUUUGAUGGGCUUACGGGUGGAGGACAUGAUGAUGAGGAAGCAAUUUCUACACUUCAUCUGACAUUACUGAACGUUUAUGAUUUCUGCAAGAAAAAAGCUCAAACUAUGCUGACUAAAACGGAUGAUGCGGUCAACUACUUGUUUGAAGAAUACAAGCUUUUACAAGAUAAUCCAGGAACAAAUGACGCCAGUGUUACAACGAUGCAAAAGAAAAGGCUUUCAAACAUGCAAAAAUCAGACUUCAGUGAAGGUGGUGAAGAAGACAAUUUUGAGCUGACUGAAAAAUGGAGGUACAAAAAAGAUAAUGGAACUGGUACAGAAAACGUUCGGGCAUCAAUGGCGCUUCAGCGAUUUGAGGCCAUACUGGAUAAACUGAAGGUUUUUCAGAAGGAAGUUGCCGAAAUCAUGGUGCCUGUUGUUCAAAAGGCUUACUUCAAAGCAAGCUGGAGGAACGAUGAAUUUGUACCUGCUUUGAAGCCAUUCAUUAGAAAAUGUAUAUAUGUUUGUUGGAUGAUGGUAGUCCAGUCACUACCUAUGUGUAUACAUGUUAUUGACGUUAACGAACAGGACAAAUUUGACAAAAACCUGUACAGAGAGUACACAACAAGUGGGUCACACAUUAAAUAUAUUGUUUGGCCAGCAAUGCUGUUACAUGAAAACGGUCCUGUAGUCUGCAAAGGUAUUGCGCAAGGUUGUGACCAAGUUUGCAGUGCAAAUGACCCCCAAAGCGCAUCAGAUGUUUAAACAAUAUCAAUAUAAAUGUACUUGUACCUGCUUAUGGAAGAAAUAUUGUCAAUCAUUUCUUAAAAAAUGUUAUAUACAUUAUGGGGAAGCCGCUUUCAACAAAGUUUUUACGCACACAGUUUUCAUGCUAAGACUUCGAGUAAUGUAUCAAAAGAUUGAUUGCAAGUUUUAUAUUCCACCUUUAAAUUUGAAGUGUAUUUAUAUUACCUAACAACACAUUUGAAACUAAUACUGUACAUUUUACUUAAUGACAUUUUUUCUGUAUUACACGGGAACUGUCUUUUAAAUACUAGAAUAUACUUGAAACCCUGCAUUAUUUUAUAAAUCUAUGCUAAAAGAUAUAUAACUGUAAUUUUGUUAACAUGAUUUACGAGGCCAUUAUUUGUCAUGAAUAUUUAAAACUCCCAUUGGGAGUAAGCGUCAGAUUAACUAAAGAAGAAACUGGCUCUGACUGAUGAUCUUUUAAGUGUGUCUCCAGCUGAUAAAUGGAUCAUUCAUUGUAGACAUCAUAUUUUCCUUUUAAAAGAAGGGAAUGUGAAAGCUUUAUCCACUUUUUUUUUGCUUUCCACUGUAUUGCCUUUAAUUAUAUUCUAAAUUUUCAUACUUAAUUUCAUCAUGUAGUAUUGUACUAC